AUGGGAUUGUGCUCGUCUAAUAAAAAUUAAAAGCCCAUUUAAUAAUCUCAGAUGACAGCUUCUCAACCUGAUCAUAGUAAUAUAGUCUAGGAAUAUUUAUAGCCAACGUUAAAUAGUCAGAGACCCAACUGACAAAACCAACCAAAACUGCCAUUCCUUCGAUAAUGGCAUUCCAGAUUCAUAAUUUUGUAAAGGAAGAACUGGAUCCUCCAACUCCUUAAAGUUUCAGGCAUAGUUUUCAUGUAAUACCUGAAGUUUAGAAGUCGCUCGAAUUUAAAACUGGAUUUUUUAAAGCAUACUCUGUAAUAACAAAAAAUUGUAAAACUUAAUAAUAAACCAUUAGAGGAUGAAAAUACACUUGUAUGUCAGCAUAAUAAAACUGCUGAAUUAGUAUUAGUUUAUUGCUUGGAUCCAAACAACAAUUUAGAUUAGUAAUUUAUCAAUUCAAUAAAAUUAAAUUAAAUUGUAAUUGAAAAUAUUAUUUUAGGAUAAUAAUUGCAUAUGUCAAUUUAUUGAGAUAUUUAAUGAAAAUAAAACAUUAUACUUGGUAUAAGAAUAUUGCAAAGGAAGCAAAUUAUCGAAAUUGUUAAACUUAGAAAGGUCUAAAGUACUAUUCAUUAUGUCAUAAUUAAUAUAAAUUCUCACCUAAUUGGACACUCAGCACUAAUAUCAUGGACAAUUAUCUAUUGAUUCAUUUUCCUUAGUUGAUGAAAAAAGUUAUUAUGUUAAACUAACAGAUAUUAAGCCGAUAUAUGAAAAACAUAGAACUUUAGAACCAUCCAAAGAUUUAGAUGAAUAAAUUACAUAUAAGAGAUAUUAGCCUCCUUUGGAACAUCCAACCAUAAAAUCUGAUGUAUUUGCAGUUGGCAUUAUUUUUCAUCAAUUACUAACUGAGAAAUUGCCAGAAAAGAUAAAAAUAACUAAUAAUCAACCUGUUUGGAAUCCUUUAACGAAAUUGCAAGAUGAGAGUGAUGAAAAAAUGAAGAAAUUAUUAAAAUCGUUGUUGCAAUUAGACCAUUCAAAGAGAAUUUCAGUAUAAUAAUUAGCUGAAAAGAAGUUUCUUAGCAUAAUAAAUAAUAAAGAUCUUAUUUAAGAGUUUUUAGACAAGAUUUCAAAUUGCCCCUCUCUUAAUUAUUUUCAAAAAGUUAUCUUAACUUUUAUGAUCUCAAAAUUUUAAACUUAGGAAGGCAAGAUUAUCAAACAAUUAUUUUCAAUAUUAGAUGAAAAUAAUCAUAAUUAUUUACAAGUUAAUCAACUGGAAUAAAUUUGCAAAAAUUCUAAUGAAAAUAAGGUGGAAUUCUAAAUUGAUUCUAAAGAGGCUAAUACUAAAAAUGAAUUAUAAAAAAAUGGAAAAAAAAUAUCUGAGAAUGACUUUUUGAUUGCCCUAAGCAAUAGAGAUAAAUUAUUGACAGAGGAGUAUUUNUAUUUAUAGCCAACGUUAAAUAGUCAGAGACCCAACUGA
This is a messenger RNA of Paramecium octaurelia, 1462 nucleotides long. NCBI's taxonomy places the organism in Eukaryota, Ciliophora, Oligohymenophorea, Peniculida, Parameciidae. The record is from the annotation of a GenBank genome assembly.